AUGGCGGAUUCUGCGAAAGGCGAAUUCCAGGAGUUCAAGAAAAUGAAAGUAUGGGUUGAGAAGAAAUCUAGAUGCAUGGCGUUGUACGCAAGAAGGUUAGAUGUCACUUGGGGUUUCCCUCCAUACUGGGUUUGGAAUUGUUACAGAGAAACAAGUGAGGACAACGUCGAGGUAGUCAAGCUAUCGUCUGUAUGCUUUCUGAAUGUGAGAGGACAAUUCAAGAUGUCAGAGCUCUCAGCAGGAGUUGUUUACAAAGUCAAAUUAACAAAUGGAGCAUUUGGAUGGGAACUCCCUGUUACUGUUAAGAUCAGAUUCCCAGACGGAACAGAGCAAAAGCGGCAAUAUAGUCUGUUUCAGAAGCCGAGAGGGCAGUGGAUAGAGCUUAGUGGUGGUAGUUUUGAGGUUAAGGGAGAAGAAACUGGAGAAGUGUGGUUUGAUCUUUGUCAACAUGGGGGACACUGGAAGAGAGGGCUUAUCAUCCAAGGUAUCAUCAUCAAGCCGGCUGAAAAGAUUGACUAG
Molecule: messenger RNA, 519 nt
Organism: Prunus dulcis (almond)
Lineage: Eukaryota; Viridiplantae; Streptophyta; Magnoliopsida; Rosales; Rosaceae
Product: lectin-like
Exons: 3
Coding region: 1-519 (172 amino acids)
Source: RefSeq, a predicted model, not a curated record